UAGACAAAGCGAUUUAUAGAUGACGUGUACCAAUAUGGCGUUCAUAAAUAUGGCGUUCGAAUACUAGUUCGAAUUGUUUGUAUAAUAACGAUAACUGAUAUUUAAUUUUAUUUAUUUACUGUGUAACAAGUCAUGACAUGACUAUUACAUAAUUACACAGUUUUAUAUAUCGUUAUUAAAAAAAAAUAAUAAUAAAUAAGACUGAAAACUUUUAAUUGUGCAUAAUAGUUGUACAUAAGAGGUUACCUAUUACUUAGGCAUGGAUCCAGAAUUUCUUUCUAGAUUAAUACCUCAAAACAAAGAACAUGUACGUCCAGCAUGUAAGAAAUGUGGAUAUGCUGGACAUCUUACAUACCAAUGUCGCAACUUUAUUAAAGUUGAUCCAAACAAAGAGAUUGUUUUGGAUGUUAGCAGUACUAGUUCUGAUAGCGAUGAAAAUUAUGUGACCCCUUUGACUGAAUUACGUGAAAAAGAAUUGAAAAAGAAGCUACAGGAAGCUAAGAAGAAACACAAAGAAAAGAAAGAUAAAAAAAAAUCUAAGAAACGUAAAAGAUUAACACCAAGUGAAAGUGAAUCAGAAACAGAACUUUCUAGUGAUGAAGAAAGGAAACAUAAACAUAAAAAGAAGAAAAGGAAACAAUCAAAACAUAAAAAACAAAAGAAACAUAGAAAGGAUAAUUUAUCAGAGAGUGAUAGCGAUGACAAAAAAAGAUAAUUUCUUUUCAUUUAUCGAUAUACAUCAAACCGAAUGUAUAUAUAUUUUAUUCAAAUUAUAAAUACAAUGUACAUAGUAUUAUACUGUUUGUAAAUAAAUGUGUAUAAAAUUA
Molecule: messenger RNA, 827 nt
Organism: Apis florea (little honeybee)
Lineage: Eukaryota; Metazoa; Arthropoda; Insecta; Hymenoptera; Apidae
Molecular function (GO): nucleic acid binding; zinc ion binding
Source: RefSeq, a predicted model, not a curated record